UCCCUGCACGCGCGUUCUCGCCAGGCAGCAGCUCGCUCUUGUCCCGCAUUGGCUGAACGCAGCGCUCCGGCUGUGUGUGUGUGUGUGUGUGUGUGUGUGUGUGUGUGUGGGGCUUGUAUUUUUAGCGCCCCUCGGCUGCCAGUGCUGAGCUCGCGCGCUCGCGCCGCUCCUGUCCCGCAGCAGCAGCAGCAGCAGCAGCACUAGCCUCGAGCUGGAGGUGUGCAGCGCGAGAGCGGCUCUGGUGUCGAUCACGCCUGUGUGGAAAUGGCGAGUCCCAGCGAGGAGACGCGCUCAGACACACGCGCGGAGCAGCAGCACGAAACCGGAGAAACGAGCCAGGAGCCCGCAGUACAGGAGGCCCAGAAAUGGAUAGAGGCAGUGACGGGGAGAAGCUUUGGUGAGAAGGACUUCAGGAGCGGACUGGAGAAUGGCAUUCUUUUAUGCGAGUUGCUGAGUUCUAUCAAACCAGGACUUGUGAAAAAGAUCAACAGACUCCCAACCCCCAUCGCAGGACUAGAUAAUCUCACCAUGUUCCUGAGGGGAUGUGAGGAAUUAGGACUGAAAGGAACACAGCUGUUCGACCCAGGAGACCUGCAGGACACGUCAAUACGCGCUAACCUAACGGGUUCAGUUUGCAGUCGGAAGCUGAAGAACGUCCUGAUCACAAUUUACUGGCUGGGCAAAACUGCAAACAGUUGUGCAUCUUAUAAUGGUCCGACGCUUGACCUGAAAGAGUUUGAAGGCCUUCUAUCCAUGAUGAGGAAGGAGUGUGUGAGUGAGGAGUCAGACUCUCCUAAGCGGAAUAUACGGGACAGUGGUUAUAUAGAUAAUUGGGAAUCGGAGCGUUCUGAUUCGCUAUCGCCUCCAAGGCAUGGGCGAGACGACUCAUUCGACAGCCUGGACUCUUUCGGUUCACGAUCACAACAGACACCUUCCCCUGACACUGUUCUCCGUGGCAACAGCGACGACUCGGAGGGUGACGGUGGUCCCCGGAGGUUACCAGAUGUGCGCAAAGACGACAUGUCUGCCCGUCGGGUCUCCUAUAAAGAGCCUCGUGCCGCGUUGCCCUUUAACCAGUAUCUUCCCAACAAGAGCAACCAAACCAACUACAUCCCUGCUCCACUGAGGAAGAGGAGGAGUGAGCGACAGGAAGAGCGGAGGAGUGCCAGCAACGCUACUUCCCCUGUUGGAGGAGAAAGACCACUCAGAGAGGAGUGUGUUGGUGUAUUGAAAGAUGGGAGUAUCACUCCCAACUCCCAGAAAACUGUCACCUGGGCAGCUGCAAAAGGGGCAGAGCCUGAGCUUGGGGAGGAGGAGCUAAAGAAGAUGAGAAAGCUAGAGAAGGCGGGGAUUAAAGUAUUGCCUGCCACUGUGCGAUAUAACAGUCCUAAGGUGACUGGUGUCGAACCCGAUCAGGCCAAGUCCCCAUCACCUGACAUCAUCCUUCGUCGCGACAAUGACUUCCAGCGGGCAGACCACCCACACGACUGGGAGGACAACGAGGAUGAUGAGGAUGAAGAUGCAGAAAGAAGAAUCCCAGAUGUUCAGAAGGACGACCUGGCAUCCCGAAGAGCGCGUAUGAACCAAUCGAGACCCAAUGUGACUCAUCACUUCCUGCCAGUGGAGUGUAGCAUGAAGGACCGUGAGCGAUGGGAGGGGAUCCGGCUGGCAUCCCAGCAUGCAGUGCUGGAGAGGAUGGAGAAAAUGGAGCAGGAGAAGAGGAGCGAUGCUGACUCUGCCUCUACUGAAGUGUCAAUCAUUACCCGUAAGGACAACCCCUUUCUUACUCGUGGGAAAAAGAGGGGGGAGAAGAAGGAGAGUGAUGAGGAGGUAGAGGGGAGGGCAGUGAUGCCAAAUCUAUAUAAGGAUGACCUGGCCAGGAGGAGAGCUCAAAGUGGAACCACCCCGCAAAGAGACCCCCGUCAGUCACUGGUUCAGACGACCAUUACUCAGUCUGACCUUGAGAAGUGGCAGAGGCUUUCAAUGAACACUGAAAACAGUGAGGCCUCCCCUGCUGAGGAAUCAGUCAUAACUCAUAAGGACAAGCCCUUCCUGACCCCUGAGAAAGUGAGAGUGAGAGAGGAUGAGAAGGAGCAUGGUGAUGAGGGGGAGUCAGAGGGAGGAGGGUGGGCAGCGGUGCCUAACGUACAGAAAGAUGACCUGGCCAGGAGGCGUGGCCAAACUGGGGGCCUCCCACAGCGGGAUCCUCGGCAGGCCCUGGUUCAGACGCCCAUCACUCAGUCAGACUUGGAGAAAUGGCAGAGGCUGAAGAUGAGCACAGAGGACAGUGACUCGCCCCCCGCUCCUCUGUGUCAGGCCUGUCUUGAGAAAGGCUCCAUCCUUGCCGCCUCCUCGGCAAAGGUUGCCAAGGGUGACCUGGCUGCUGGCCGAGGGCGUUCCCACGGCGACCGGCGGCGAUUUGUGACGUUCGGGGGGGUGACUGAAGUGGAGAGUGUUUCCUGGAAAGAGGGAGAGGAGCAGGAGGAUGAGGAGGAGGAAGAGGAGAGGAGAAAAGAGAGCGAGAGGGAUGAGUCAGAGACACUUCGACGCCUCCUCUCCACAGCAACAGUUGCCAUGCCCACCAUUGCGGUGAGCUCAGGGCUCACAGCAGAGAGAGCGGUGGGCAGUGGAAGCACAAAUGCAGCCCCUGCCCCGACCUCAUCCUCCGAGUCUCCACAACCUUUGACCUCUGUCUCAAAAUGCUCCUCAGCCUUGGCUGAGCGGGAGGCUCUGGAGUUGAGGCUGGCUGAGAAAGCAAGGGAUGAGAAGGAAUAUGAGGAAAACGAAGAAGAGGAGGAGAAGGAGAGGCAGCCGGACAUACAGAAAGACGACAUGAUGGCGCGAAGGACGGGAGCAUUUCAGAAGGGAAUGAACUAUAAUCAUUUUCUGCCGCUGCCAGGCUCCAAGAAGGACACGGGUGGUUUUGGGCCAAAAGAAAGAAGUACAGGCAAAGAUCCUCUUAUGCUGGAGAAAAACAUAAAGACAAAGCGGUUCAGGUUUGGACAGAGAGUUGAACCGGUAAACCUGGAACCAAAGCUGUCAGCAUCUGCAGCGGUUGCUCAAAACGAACCAGCCAUUCUCAGUUCAACUUCAGCCCACAGUACAGUUCGCAGUGACUGUUCCGGUUUCCGUGAUGAUGAUGAGCAUGAUAUUGAAAGUCCCCUGCUUGAUCUGGAAAAGGAUGACAUGCUUGCGAGGAGAACAGGAGUACACCAAAAGCAGGGUGGGAGUCCAGUGCAGCCUUUUAACACAUUUCUGCCUAAACCCGGAGCUGUCAAAAACAAAGCCGUCACUGGUAGUGCGCAAUACCAAUCCAGGGAGAAAGAGAAAACAAACACCCAGGACAGUAACCAUGGACACCCUCUCAGCUGCACCCCUAGCGCUGUGACCCCACCCUCAGCAGACAUUGAGAACACGCCCGAGAUGCUGGACAGGCAGGAGGCGUGCACUGAGGGUGUGAUGGGUGGGAAAAGUCAUAUUUUAGGUGGGGCCACAGCCAAAAGUCCCUCCCCCAAACCUGACCCCAACCCACGGCGUCCGUUUUGGCUGGAAGACGAUGAUCUCCCCCCAACAUUCAGUCACAAGGCUGCUAGUGUUUCUGAUGAAACAGAGAGCGUCAGUUUGAUUGACAUGCGUGAUGAGGAGGAAGUGGACACCCUGUCACCACACAGCCAAUCACGGCACGAGAGGCUGCAUAACCAAUACAACAAGCUGAGAGAGGAGGAGGACCAGUGGCAGGACGACCUGGCUCGAUGGAAGAAUCGAAGGCGGAGUGCCUCUCAAGAUCUGAUCAAGAAGGAGGAGGAGAGGAAGAUGAUGGAAAAACUGAUGAUGUCAGAGGGAGAUUCCCAUCGCAGGAAGAGCAUCAAAACUUACAAAGAGAUUGUGGAGGAGAAGGAACGUCGAGAGCAGGAACUGCACGAGGUGUACUGUAAAGCCUCAACUCCAGAAGAGAAAGCAGCUGUGCUGCAACGCUAUGCGCUUCGAUUUACUAUCAGUGAUGCUAUACUAGAGAAACUACAACUCCCAAAACUCCCUUCUGCUACAACAGCAGCAGUCACGUCCUCUCCUGCCCACCCUGGGCAACAAUCCACAUAUGCAUUUAAUGAAGAAGCAGAAGUUUCAAUGGCUCUGCCGUCCACCCAAACACAGAUACUGCCCACCAUCCAGCCCCACCAGCACAAGCCUCAGAGUUCAUCCCACAGUCGUCCCAAAACCCCAGAGCUGUCACCCACUCGUGGCUCGAAAAAUCCAGAAGUCCCACUCUCGCCCAGCCGGGUACCCCCUCCACCCUCCAAACCUGUGCCACUAUUGACCCCAAAGCCUUACAGCCAGCCUAAACUCAAUCAAGCCUUUUACAAGCCCCUCAAAUCUGAUGGAUUGGUGCGUGUGAAUGGGAAAUGCAGUGUAGAGGAAACAAAAGAGACUCCAGCACCAGUACAACCGGUCUCCUUCUCCCCAUCGCCACCAAAACCAGCAGCCAAAAGUCCUCAAGAACCAGAAAUCUCACCAGCAAGUGAGACCACAGCACAAGAGCACUCUCAGACGUUAUCCAGUGUCUUCAGCCAGGAGACAGAAAAGGCAAAGGAUGAGAUAAAGAGCCCCAGUAGUCCUCAGGAAAAGAGGAGUGAAGAGGAGACCUCCACAACACUCACAAAUUCAGAACCUACAGAAGAGGAGCAAACUGUCUCAAAUUCAGCAGUGAAGCGAAACUGUAUCAUCAAGACAACAAUUGUGACUGAACUUACGCAGACACACUCACUAGCCACAACAGACGUGUCCAGUGCUGACCAGUUGAGCACCUCAGAUGGUUCAGCUCAGAAGUCUUGUGAUGAGGUUUCCUCUACAGACUCCGGAAAGACUGAUGUUGCGUCCUAUUCACUCUCCCUGACAGAACCCUCACACUCCUCCAGUAGCUCUAGGUUACGCUGGGAGUUCUUCGCUCCAACAGAGGGACUUGACUUUACCAGCGAAUGUAUCGAAACCCCGAUUUUAAACCUCGCAAAGCGGGUUGAUCACUGGACUUGGGAUCCUAAUGAAGAGCGUAAACGGCAGGAGAGGUGGCAGCAAGAGCAGGAGCGCCUGCUACAGGAGAAGUAUCAGCAGGAACAGGAGCGGCUGAAGAAGGAGUGGGAGAAAGCUCAGAAGGAAGUGGAAGAGGAGGAGAGGAAACACAAUGAGGAGGAACGACGUAUUCUGGAAGAGACCGUAGCACCGUUGACUCCACGCGCAUCAGGUCUGUCCUCUCCCAGUGUGACAGAAGACCCGCAGCUUUCCACACCUUCUCACGACAACAUUGUCCUCUCUUUGGCUGACUGGGAGAAAAAACAGGAAAAGCUGGAGAAACAGACAAAGAAAAAUGUGGUAGAACACAGCUCUGAUCACAAAGAAGCAACUGCACCUGCACAGCAGAAUGGCCAGAGAGCAGAACAUCAGGAGAGUCAAUCAGCUACACCACAACUACAGUUCAUACAGGAUGGGACUUGGAGCUCCAAAUCUGAGAGCAAACCAGAAUGGAAAAAAACAGCCUCACUGGACAGGAAUCUGAGCCCUUCACAGACACAGCCUCCCAGGAUGAGGAGGACUGGCUCGUAUGAAAACAUUUUAGGGACGCACCCAUCUCAAUCACUUCCAUCAUCACAAGACACACUGCCCCCAUCACCAAGCAGGUCAGUGAGUGGUAAGAAGCUUUGCUCCAGCUGUGCACAUCCACUGGGUAAAGGAGCUGCUAUGAUAAUUGAGACUUUGGGGCUCUACUUCCACAUCCAGUGCUUUAAGUGUGGUGUGUGUAAAGGGCUACUCGGUGACACAAGCGCAGGAACUGAUGUUCGGAUUCGAAACGGAGUUCUCAACUGUCAAGAUUGCUAUAUCAAAUCACGUGCUGCUGGCCAGCCAACCACCUUGUGACGCCUUUGCCAAGUAUACCGAAGCCUGGACCAUUCCAGCAGAGAAGACAUGAGUUGAUGUUUCACUUCUGGAGCGAUUUCCAUAAAGCACAACACACAAAUCGCCCUGUGACUCAAAAGGAUUAAACUGGAACUCUAUGGAGCGUUCGAUGAUUCUUCUGGGCUUUAAUAUUAAUCUGGAAAUAUGUCAUUCUGACCAUUAGGCGCAUGAGGGUACAUCGUGGUAACAAGUAUUAAACCUCACAUUAACUUGUUGUACAACGUGGAGCUUUCCAUUGGACAGCCUAGAUAAAUUAGCAAUAAUGAUACCGACCCGCGUUUUGAACGAGAAAGGUUCCCCUAAAAUAAUAACUAACCUCAAUAUUGAUCAAGUUGCACAAAAAGUAGAGGUAUCAUUUAGUUAUCUCAGCAGUUUUGCACUUUUGGAUCUUCUAUCCAUGAUAUUCAGCAGUUAUUGAAGGACAAUUUUAACAUUUUCUCCAAAAGAAUCCCACAUUUUCCAGUUUCACACAAUUUGUUUUUAGUUUUAAUUGUGUUUUUGGUGAAAUGUGUGCUUUUAAAGUAAUACGUAGCACAAAAAUGACCUCUUUUAGACUUCCAUAGGGCUGGGCAUAGAAGGGAAUCCAGUUAAGGGUUUAAAAUAAUCUUGUAUCGGGUUAUCUGUAUUUUUCAAGGAGCAAAGCUGUUCCUUAGCUGUUCUGAAACAGAAAUGUCUAUUUGAAUUCUGUCUUCAAAUGUAAUGAUGUAUGUGUACAAACAAAAAACACAGCUGUCCAGGCUGUGGUCGUUUCUGUGAUUCUUUAUGGAUGUGAAAAAUAGACAAUAAAAAAGCAGGCCAGGAAAAAUACUGAUGCCUUUGAACUUUGGUGUCAGCAAAUACCUUUGAGAGUACUUCUGACUCCAAACAAGAAAACCACAUGGAUCUUUGACCAAAUCAAGCUUUACUGCUCAAUCACCCAGAACGUAAAACAUAAAAUAACCAUUUUUCAUUUCAAGUUUGAGCCAUUGCUGGAAUGUACUUGGUAUUGUUUUUAUUGUUACCUAGUACCUAUUGAUAGCUAGCAUUCUGCCUGUGAGUUUCUGAGAGGGAGUGAUCUUGGGGUGCUAUCAAUGCUCUGUGGAAGCCUAUGGGAGGUCAGUUUAGGAACCACAUUUCACAAAAACGGCAUGCGUAAAACUGUAAACUGAAAAAAAUGUUUGCUACUUUGGGGGGAAACACCCUUGAUAUUCAAAUGACUGUAUAACAGAAAUGAAAGAUAAGCGUAAUAAGCAAUGGUUAUCCCUUCACCCGUUAGCUUUGAACCUUAGGAAGUCAUUGAGCCUGUUAUUAUUGUUAAUAUUCCCGGCCUGCCUACAGACAUCCUGCGACAUUUGGUUUGAUUUCUGCUGGAAGACGAGUGGGAUUAUAGCCUUCAGUGAGGCAAACUUUAUUUUAUCUUACAGCCUUAAUAGUAGGCGCUAUAUGCUGCAUGACUCUGCAAAGGGCCGGUUCUGAAGGGAGCGACUGGACAUCUUUCAUUAUGGUUUAAAAAAAAGAGAAAAAAAAAACUUGUGUGGUUUUAAGUUAAUUGCUGUGUUAACCCAUUUUGAGUAUUCUUCCUUCUCAUUUUGUGUUUUUUUGUUCUCAUUUGUGAUCACAUAUUAGCCUAGCUUGCGGUUUAAAAUGCAUGACGUUUUGAGGUCUCACUUAAGUAGUGGAUGACUACAUUUCCAUUUGGUCAUUCUUUACAUUGUAAUUUUUCAUUUUAGUGGCCAUUUGGGGAAGAAGAAAAAAAAUUUAGGCUGUUGUCUUAGUUUUGGAAAUGUUUUCCUUUACAGACGUUUUCCUGUUCUGUUGUUCCAAACAGCUGUCAAUCAUAUACAUUGCUAUGUUGUGCCUUAAGAAUGAUUGCACCUUUGGAGGAAAGGCUGUGUGGCUGUGUUCUGUAUGCAACGUCCAGAGCUAUUUCGUCUUGUUUUUAUUUUUUUUCCUUUGCAAAUGGUAAAAGAAAUAUGCACAAACUUCUCAAUUUCUACCAUUGUCUUUCUAUUCACGAACCUUUCAAGCUGCAUAACAAAACUCGUAAUCGUUUGAAUGAUGUUUUAUGCCACAGCAGGGCUCAGCAUGCUCUCGAAAAUGUUUUAAAAACCCAAAUCCGUUUUUAAAAAAAAAACCUGAAGGAAAUGGAUAGAUUGAGGUUUCCACAUGCAGCAGUCUGUGUUGUCCGUCUUAACUGCGUAGGCUAAUCUCUAAUUAAGAUGUAAGAAUAAUGAAGCGGAGCAGGAUAAUGUAGCCGAAAGUUUUGUUACUCAGAGGAAUAAUGGCCCAUGUGUUAAAGCUCUGUAUUUAUUUUAUCACCUUAAGGAUGAAUAGAAAAACCUGGCAACCCUUGUAAUGCAGUGGGUUUUAUAGCAAGUGUAUGUUUAUAAAUAAACUAUUUUAAAUGCG
Molecule: messenger RNA, 8334 nt
Organism: Pygocentrus nattereri (red-bellied piranha)
Lineage: Eukaryota; Metazoa; Chordata; Actinopteri; Characiformes; Serrasalmidae
Gene: limch1a
Product: LIM and calponin homology domains 1a
Exons: 34
Coding region: 265-5907 (1880 amino acids)
Biological process (GO): positive regulation of stress fiber assembly; regulation of focal adhesion assembly
Cellular component (GO): stress fiber
Molecular function (GO): myosin II head/neck binding
Source: RefSeq, a predicted model, not a curated record